Adineta steineri is the source of this 1242-nucleotide messenger RNA. NCBI's taxonomy places the organism in Eukaryota, Metazoa, Rotifera, Eurotatoria, Adinetida, Adinetidae. The record is from the annotation of a GenBank genome assembly.
AUGUCCACGUAUAGUUGUUGGAAAUGUUCUGAAAAUGGUGAUAGUGAACCAUCAUCUCCAUCACAUGCCAUUGAUCAAAUGAUAUCAUUAUCAAUGUUUGAUUAUGCUGAUAUGAAAAAAGCACUAGCAAAUAAUGAACCAAGUACUAAAUUUCAGAAAUCAUCAUAUAGCGUAUCAUCAUAUAGCCUAUUACAAUUAAAACGAACACGUCGAAUAGCUUUUCGAAAUCGUUUUUCAACAAUCGAUUCAUUACGACGAUUAGCAUGGAAUAAUACCAGUCCAAAACUACUUGAACAAGCUGAAAAACAAGUAUUUUCAAUAUUAAAAUCUCGAUUUAAUGGUCGUUAUGUACCUGUAGCGAAUGAUAAGGAAAGAAUCUGGACAGUUUAUUCAAAUUUAUCUUUAAACAAUACUCCCAUUGUUCUUCUUCAUGGUUUUGGUGGAGGUGUUGGUUUAUGGAGUUUAAAUUUCGAUCAAUUAUGUGCAGAUCGACCUGUUUAUGCUAUUGAUUUACCAGGUUUUGGACGUAGUAGCCGACCAAUAUUUAGUCUUGAUCCACAUGAAGUUGAAGAUCAAAUUAUUAAUAUGAUCGAAGAUUGGAGAAAAGGAAUGGGAUUAAAUGAAGAAUUUAUUCUUCUUGGUCAUAGUUUUGGCGGAUAUAUAAGUGCUUCUUAUGCAUUAAAAUAUCCAAAAUAUAUAAAACAACUUGUAUUAAUUGAUCCAUGGGGUUUUGCACGUCGACCUGAAAAUAUUUGGCAAACAGGUCGUUUCCAACGUGUACCAACAUGGAUGAGAUCAUUUUCAUCGGUUAUGAUGAAACUUUCACCACUUACUGGACUUCGUGUGGCUGGACCACUUGGUGUGCCAGUUAUAAAAUAUUUCCGGCCAGAUCUUCGGACGAAAUUUGAAAAAUUAUUUGAUGAUGAUCGUAUAUUAGUAUAUUUAUAUCAUUGUAAUGCACAAAUACCUACUGGUGAACAAGCAUUUCGAACUAUCUGUGAUUGUUUUGCAUGGGCAAAAGAACCAAUGGUUGAUCGUAUUCAUUUAUUAGAUGAACGAACUCCAAUAUAUUUUCUGCAUGGCGAUCAAUCAUGGAUAACAAGUGAAUCAUCUUUUAUUAUUCAAGAAAAACGUCAAAAUGUUUUUGUUGAAAACAUUAAAGGAGCUGGACAUCAUAUUUAUGCUGAUGCAGCAGUAGAAUUUGAAAUGUAUCUAAAAAGAAUUCUACUCAAUAAAGACUAA